CGCCGGAGUCGGACGCGCGGCCGGGCGAGGGGCUGCCGCCGGGGAGCGGGCGCGGCCGGAGGGUCCCUGCGUCGGGAGGCCCGCGAGGCACUUGUGCGCUGCGAGCGAGCGAGGGAGGAAGGCCGGCGGGCGGAGGCGCCUGCCGGGCUGCGCGGAGGUGAGCGCGAAGCAGGCCGAGCUGUUUGGGAGAUGGACCUGCCUCUAGAGGACUCUCCUGCCCUACGCCAUGCAGAGCUUGUGCAGCCACCUGUUGCAGCUCCGCACAUGUGCGAGCUGCGCACUGCUGUGUCUUGCUUUGCUGAGGAGACCGUCUCUCUGCUCUCUGCCAAUGGCCUGCUGAGCCAUUCGCUGCUCAGAACGUCAGGCAGCACGGGGGCGCAGCAGAAAGAGCCAGGAGCUCCCUCAACUACGGCCCGGCGCAAGCGAGAGUUCACCCCAGAUGAGAAGAAGGACGACGGCUACUGGGACAAGAGGAAGAAGAACAACGAAGCGGCCAAGCGUUCGCGGGAGAAGCGGCGUGUCAGCGACCUGGCCCUGGAGGGGCGAGUGCUUGCCCUCUUGGAGGAGAAUGCCCGCCUCAAGGCGGAGCUGCUGGCCCUCAAAUUUCGCUUUGGCUUGAUUCGGGAUCCAGUGGAGCCUUCUGGGCCUGUGGUUCCUGUUGCUGCUGAGCCCCACCGGCCAGUGACCACGCCCCAGCACUACCCAGCGGAUCAUGAGACUCAACGAUACGCCUGCCCCUUCCGGCCAGAACCUGCCGCCAGCUCUGAGGAUUCUGGGUUCUCCACACCAGGAAGUUCUAGCAUGGGGAGCCCAGUAUUCUUUGAGGAGCGUGACCGGGCCGAGGAAGGCAUUAUUUAUGACAGCCACUGUGUGAUUCCUGACCCCUCGGAUGAUGGGGCAGAUUUGGGCCGAAUGAGCCGCUACGACUCCGGGGAGAGCAUCAAAGGUCUUCCCCACAAGCUGCGUUUCAAAAUGGCGGGAGGGUCAGAGGACAUGGCCGGGGAGCCGCCUGGACAUUACCCCCCAUCUCCACCAGUGGGAACCUGGAGGGGCCCUGCCGUCCGUGAGGAGCCGAGAAAUGUAGGCCCCACACCUCCGGGCACCGCGGCAUUUGAUGGCUGCUGUGAAACGGAGGCCUCACCUGCCCAGCUACCUUCCCUCCAGGGCUCUGGGUACCAGAUGGAAAACAGCAGCUUGCGGAACCAACUGGCCUCCCUUUCAGCGGAAGUGGCCCAACUGAAAAAGCUCUUCUCAGAACAGAUCUUGAUUAAGAUGAACUGAGGGAGGGGCAAUAGCAGGGCCAGCCUCAGCGGGGUCUACCCUCCCCAUCCCCCAUACCAAAGCCCAUUGUAUGUAUAUUUGUACUGAAUUUAGCCUUGCAGGGUCUGUUUAUUCCCCCUGUCUAUUUACUUUAAUAAAACUCCCUCCUUGGAA
Messenger RNA from Eublepharis macularius, 1434 nucleotides. Its product is annotated as nuclear factor interleukin-3-regulated protein-like. The coding region runs from base 190 to 1281 and encodes 363 amino acids. Lineage: Eukaryota; Metazoa; Chordata; Lepidosauria; Squamata; Eublepharidae. Gene Ontology annotation, biological process: circadian rhythm; regulation of DNA-templated transcription. The transcript has 2 exons. Gene Ontology annotation, molecular function: DNA-binding transcription factor activity; DNA binding. The record is from RefSeq and is a predicted model, not a curated record. Gene Ontology annotation, cellular component: nucleus.